AUGGCACCCAAGAGUGGGCCCAAGCCCACCACUUUAUCGGCCUGCUUGGCCCGAGCUGGCUUUCCACAGCAGUUAGACGCCGGAGAAGCCGAGCGGACCAUCUCGGAGGUCCGGCGGAUCGCAAAAUCCUCCAAAGCCCAGGUGCUCUCAGAAGAACAGCUUCUGUCUCAGCUUCUGCGCCCUGUUGCAAACCUGCUAUUGGAAUUCGUUCCCAAUUUCUCUUCGGCUCCAGCAUCGAGUCGUUUGAGAUUCUGGCGCGAUGCUGCUUCGGUUGCGCUUGGACGGACCAAGGCUGGUGUUGCAUACAAGCAAUGGCUGCAAACGGACGCCAUUUUGACAGCUGCCGAGCAUGACCUGCUUACAGAGACACUGGAGCUGCCACCUAACAGGAAGCGGCCGUUGCAAGGAGACGCCAAAGGCGAGCCUGAGCCAGCAGCAAAGCGCCUGUGUGGCAGCUCCUCCAGCGGCCCCAGUAAUAGCGAUCCCGAGGCUUUGCGCCGAAAGCAGGAGAUGGCGGAAACAGUCCGGAACUGCCAGGAGGAUCUGGAAGCGCUGCGUGCGACGCAGGCCAAGGAUCUUGAGAUUUUCUUGGAAAGGGAGGAAAGGAGCAUGGCGAACCGUCGAGCCCAGUUUCAUCAGACCCAGGCGGACCAAGUGGAUCAGAUGCAGCGCCAGAACAUGCAGAUCGUCGCAGAUCUACGAGCCCAGCACUUGAAGGAGCUCUUUUCACCGUGUUUGUGGAUCAGCUCUGGGGAUGUGCAACCUUGGCAUGGCUUCUAUACACUGAGCACGGAAGAUUCCACGGACACUUCGCCGGUCUACUGCAAGUACAACUCCUCCACGCCCUUUCUCUACGCUGCCAAAGGAUCCUGGUGCUUCAGCAAGAACAGGGCCAACCUCUUGACAAAGACGGGCUGUGGCUUUGUGCGCAGCUCUGCUGCGGAUGCAGCCCCCAGUGUUUUGCUGGCGACGGGUUGGCGGCAGCUUGGGGAAGACAAGGCUUGGGCCUCCAUUGAUCUGCAGAUACAGGAGGUGCAGUCCACGGUGGAGUUCGUCAUCGUGUCCCUUGCAGGGGAGGAGAUUCUGCGGAAGAGCUGCGUUCUCAGCGAGACUGUUCACCACUUGAGAAAGCAGUUGCAAGCAGCACGACAGAGCCACGACAACGUACAGCUCUGUCUGCAGAACACCAGGCUCCGAAAGUCCACUCCUCUCGGCUGUCUCAGCUUGAGGCCGGGAGAGACGCUACAGGCCAUAUUCGGACUCCGUUCCUGCAUUGCUUGCAAGACGCCGAUCACUGGCCCGCCCUCACGCUGUGGCAGCUGCGCUAGGUGCCACUGUGCUGCUUGCGCCCGGGGCUUAACGCGGUGUCGGAUCUGCGGCAAGCGAGUCUGCAAAGCAUGCACGGCCUCCACAGCCGGGUGGCUCUUCGCCGGGAUGUGUCCCCGAUGCGCCCGGCCAUGGGGUCUCUAG
Symbiodinium sp. CCMP2592 is the source of this 1470-nucleotide messenger RNA. NCBI's taxonomy places the organism in Eukaryota, Dinophyceae, Suessiales, Symbiodiniaceae. The record is from the annotation of a GenBank genome assembly.